Messenger RNA from Pteronotus mesoamericanus, 4637 nucleotides. It is a transcript of the gene MEGF10, whose product is annotated as multiple EGF like domains 10. Gene Ontology annotation, biological process: apoptotic cell clearance. Bases 51 to 3506 code for a protein of 1151 amino acids. The transcript has 25 exons. NCBI's taxonomy places the organism in Eukaryota, Metazoa, Chordata, Mammalia, Chiroptera, Mormoopidae. The record is from RefSeq and is a predicted model, not a curated record. Gene Ontology annotation, molecular function: Notch binding.
CUUGCAGGGUCCUUUUUGCUUUGCUGCUCUGAGGUCAGAGAGUUGAGUAGAUGGUUGUUCUUCAGAAAAAAAUGGUUAUUUCUUUGAACACAUGCCUGGGCCUUACCUGUUUAUUAUUAUGCCACUGGAUAAGGACAGCGUCACCUCUGAAUCUUGAAGACCCUAAUGUGUGUAGCCACUGGGAAAGCUACUCAGUAACUGUGCAAGAGUCAUACCCACAUCCCUUUGAUCAAAUUUACUACACCAGCUGCACUGACAUUCUGAACUGGUUUAAAUGUACACGGCACAGAAUCAGCUAUCGGACAGCCUAUCGACAUGGGGAGAAGACUAUGUAUAGGCGCAAGUCCCAGUGUUGUCCUGGAUUUUAUGAAAGCAGGGAAAUGUGUGUCCCCCACUGUGCUGAUAAAUGUGUCCAUGGUCGCUGCAUCGCUCCAAACACCUGUCAGUGUGAGCCUGGCUGGGGGGGCACCAACUGCUCCAGUGCCUGCGACGGUGACCACUGGGGGCCGCACUGCAGCAGCCGGUGCCAGUGCAAAAACAGGGCUCUGUGCAACCCCAUCACGGGGGCUUGCCACUGUGCUGCAGGCUUCCGGGGCUGGCGCUGCGAGGACCGCUGUGAGCAGGGCACCUACGGUAACGACUGUCACCAGAGAUGCCAGUGCCAGAAUGGAGCCACCUGUGAUCACGUCACAGGGGAGUGCCGCUGCCCACCCGGAUACACUGGAGCCUUCUGUGAGGAUCUUUGUCCCCCUGGCAAGCACGGUCCGCAGUGUGAGCAGAGAUGCCCCUGCCAAAACGGAGGAGUGUGUCAUCACGUCACGGGGGAGUGCUCUUGCCCUCCUGGCUGGCUGGGCACAGUGUGUGGUCAGCCUUGCCCCGAGGGUCGCUUUGGAAAGAACUGUUCCCAAGAAUGUCAGUGCCAUAAUGGAGGGUCGUGUGAUGCUGCCACAGGCCAAUGUCAUUGCAGUCCAGGAUACACGGGGGAACGGUGCCAGGACCAGUGUCCUGUAGGUUCCUACGGAGUUCGCUGUGCUGAGACCUGCCAGUGUGUCAAUGGAGGGAAAUGUUAUCAUGUGAGUGGCUCAUGCCUUUGCGAAGCAGGCUUUUCCGGGGAGCACUGUGAGGCGCGCCUGUGUCCGGAAGGGCUCUACGGCAUCAAAUGUGACAAGCGGUGUCCUUGCCACCUGGACAACACUCAUAGCUGUCACCCCAUGUCUGGUGAGUGUGCCUGCAAGCCUGGCUGGUCGGGACUCUACUGUAAUGAGACAUGCUCUCCUGGAUUCUAUGGGGAAGCUUGCCAACAGAUCUGCAGCUGCCAAAAUGGGGCUGACUGUGACAGUGUGACCGGAACGUGCACCUGUGCCCCGGGAUUUAAAGGGACUGACUGCUCUGCCCCGUGCCCUCUGGGAACCUAUGGGGUGAACUGUUCCUCUUUCUGUGGCUGUAAGAAUGAUGCUGUCUGCUCUCCUGUGGACGGGUCGUGUUCUUGCAAGGCAGGCUGGCAUGGCGUGGACUGUUCCAUCAGCUGCCCCAGUGGCACAUGGGGCUUUGGCUGUAACUUAACUUGCCAGUGUCUCAACGGUGGAGCCUGCAACACCCUGGAUGGGACAUGCACCUGUGCACCCGGAUGGCGCGGGGAGAAAUGUGAGCUGCCCUGCCAGGACGGCACAUACGGGCUGAACUGUGCCGAGCGCUGUGACUGCAGCCACGCGGAUGGCUGCCACCCCACCACGGGCCACUGCCGCUGCCUCCCCGGAUGGUCAGGAAUCCACUGUGACAGCGUGUGUGCUGAGGGUCGCUGGGGCCCCAACUGCUCCCUGCCCUGCUACUGUAAAAAUGGGGCCUCGUGCUCCCCUGACGACGGCAUCUGUGAGUGUGCGCCGGGGUUCCGAGGCACCACCUGUCAGCGAAUCUGUUCCCCGGGUUUCUAUGGGCAUCGCUGCAGCCAGACAUGCCCACAGUGUGUGCACAGCAGUGGGCCCUGCCACCACAUCACCGGCCUGUGCGACUGCCUGCCUGGCUUCACGGGCGCCCUCUGUAAUGAAGUGUGUCCCAGUGGCAGAUUUGGGAAAAACUGUGCAGGAAUUUGUACCUGUACCAACAAUGGAACCUGUAACCCUAUUGACAGAUCUUGUCAAUGUUAUCCGGGAUGGAUCGGCAGUGACUGCUCUCAGCCUUGUCCACCCGCCCACUGGGGCCCAAACUGCAUCCACACGUGCAACUGCCACAACGGGGCCUUCUGCAGCGCCUAUGACGGGGAAUGUAAAUGCACUCCUGGCUGGACAGGGCUCUACUGCACUCAGAGAUGUCCCCUGGGGUUUUAUGGAAAGGACUGUGCGUUGAUAUGCCAGUGUCAAAACGGAGCUGACUGUGACCACAUCUCUGGGCAGUGUACUUGCCGCACAGGGUUCAUGGGGAAGCACUGUGAACAGAAGUGCCCUGCAGGAACGUACGGCUAUGGCUGUCGCCAGAUAUGUGACUGUCUGAACAACUCCACCUGUGACCACAUCACUGGGACCUGUUACUGCAGUCCUGGAUGGAAGGGGGCACGGUGUGAUCAAGCUGGUGUUAUAAUAGUUGGAAAUCUUAACAGCUUAAGCAGAACCAGUACGGCCCUUCCUGCUGACUCCUACCAGAUCGGGGCCAUUGCGGGCAUCAUCAUUCUUGUCCUGGUUGUCCUCUUCCUGCUGGCGCUGUUCAUUAUUUAUAGACACAAGCAGAAGGGAAAGGAGUCGAGCAUGCCAGCAGUGACCUACACCCCUGCUCUGCGGGUCAUGAAUGCAGACUAUGCCAUUGCAGAAACCCUUCCUCACAGCAAUGGCGGAAAUGCCAACAGCCACUACUUCACCAACCCCAGCUACCACACACUUACCCAGUGUGCCACAUCCCCUCACGUCAACAACAGGGACAGGAUGGCCAUGGCAAAGUCAAAAAAUAAUCAGCUGUUUGUGAAUCUGAAAAACGUGAAUCCUGGAAAGCGAGGCCCCGUGGCGGACUGCACGGGAACGCUGCCCGCGGACUGGAAACACGGUGGCUACCUCAACGAGCUGGGUGCUUUUGGACUGGACAGAAGUUAUAUGGGGAAAUCCUUGAAAGAGCUGGGAAAGAAUUCUGAGUAUAAUUCAAGUAACUGCUCCCUAAGCAGUUCUGAAAACCCAUAUGCCACUAUCAAAGACCCACCUGUACUUAUCCCCAAAAACUCAGAAUGCGGCUACGUGGAGAUGAAGUCACCAGCACGGCGAGAUUCCCCAUAUGCAGAGAUCAAUAACUCAAGUUCAGCCAACAAGAAUGUCUAUGAAGUUGAACCUACAGUGAGUGUUGUCCAAGGAAUAUUCAGCAAUAAUGGGCACCUCAUCCAGGAUCCAUACGACCUUCCAAAGAACAGUCACAUCCCUUGCCAUUACGACCUGCUGCCAGUCCGAGACAGUUCAUCCUCCCCCAUGAGAGAGGAUGCAGGCAGCAGCAGCAGCGGCAGCAGCAGCAGCAGCAGCAGCAGCAGUGAAUGACACCAAAGGACCAUCUGGUAGCCACUGGAACCCUUUCCAGAACUGCAAUUCAGUUCUUCUCCAUCCUCAAGUUUGCCACCUUAUGUGAAUGUUAAUCCACUUGGUAGGCAGUCGCUGGACAGAAACCAGAAAGCUCAAAACUGAGGCUGACCGAGUAUAGGGCCUUUUGUACAGGUGGCUUGGAAGGAGAUGUCAGUGUGAUUUUUUUCCAUUCUUGUUAGUUUUAGAACUGCACCCAUGAAGCAUGACUCACUGUAAAACCUUGGCUACAAGCAUGAACUUGCAGAACCCCUUCAGAGACGUGGGUUGCGGUGGGCAUUGGUAUUAUUGCUUGAAAACUAAAGUUAAAAUGUUUUCUUUUUCAUUUGCAUUUUAGACCUGUACCUAGGAUUGUGCAGUUUCCCAUAAAAUUUAGUGUGAAUCACUAAACAUGUAGAAGAAAUGGGGCAUAUUAUUGAGUCCCAAUUAUCUGUUUAUUUCUUUUCAGCUGGACUCAGAGUGGUAGGGAUAAUAUGAACCCAGGAGGAAACAUUCUCUCAAGUGUCAUAACUGGGUAGACUAAACUCUAGAAGUGGAUAGAAAAGUUAAAUAUGAACACUUUAGACUUCUUUUAGAAUGAAGAAAUGUACAAUUAGAAUUAUUUUAGAAAUACUAGAAUUUUUACAGGAAUCAAUACAUGCCAGACAGAGGUGAUUUUUCUCUCUGACUGUUGGCCCACUUUAGAUCCAGGACUUUAUCCUGAUCACUGUCCCCACCAUAUACCAUAUACACAUUCACCACUUGAGAUCCAUAACAUAUCAGUAAUUAUUUCAUAAAUAUGGAAAUGAAAUAAAUUUAUUUUUGACAGACUGGAUUGAAUGAGUGUAUAAUGAUUGGAAAAGGUUGUAAAUUUUAAGUGUAAGAAGACACUUAAGUUUUGUAAACCAUUAGUAAUACAUGCUGUAAUAUAGAAUUAGCAGAAAGUUUUUAUUAAUUUUUCCCUAGAAGUGACUGAAAUAUUUUUAUGCGUAUUGAGAAAAGGGCACUUUUCUUUUAUUAAUUGUUGAUUUAGAGAAACUAUGCUUAAGCUGGUCUUUUGCAUUGCUAAUAUGACAUGUACCCCAUUUUUCUUUAAUUUGUAUUUUCAUUUUU